Camellia sinensis is the source of this 706-nucleotide messenger RNA. Lineage: Eukaryota; Viridiplantae; Streptophyta; Magnoliopsida; Ericales; Theaceae. The record is from RefSeq and is a predicted model, not a curated record.
AUGGGAAUUUGGGGGGUUUGCUUCACGUAUGGGACAUGGUUUGCGCUAGGAGGGCUGGUAGCAACGGGGAAGACAUACAACAAUUGUGCAGCCAUCCGUAAAGGUGUUGAAUUUUUGUUGUCAUCGCAACGAGACAGUGGAGGUUGGGAAGAGAGUUACCUUUCUAGUCCCCUUAAGAAAUAUGUACCACUAGAAGAGAAUCGAACCAAUUUGGUGCAUACUUCAUGGGCCAUGAUGGGUCUACUUCAUUCCGGCCAAGCCGAGAGAGACCCAAGACCUCUACAUCGUGCUGCAAAGUUGCUGAUCAAUUCCCAAAUGAAAAACGGAGAUUUCUCCCAGCAAGAAAUUACUGGAGUUUUCAUGAAGAACUGCAUGUUACAUUAUGCAACCUACAGGAAUAUAUAUCCGUUAUGGGCACUUGCAGAAUACCGUAACGAAGUCAAAUUGGCAUCUUAAUAAAGAAAAUUAAAAUUAAAAUUCUCUCAGCUCAAGUUAAUCUUGCCAUCCUCAUGCAGCUAUUGUCACUACUCUUCACAAAACAAAUAAAAUGGUUACUCAUCUUGGGAGGUUGUUGUUCUAGUGAUUUUGGGUCUAAUGUAAUAUGCAAAGGGUUUAAAGGCUUAUUUUGUUUUCGUAUGUUAAUAAGAGCAAUUAAAUAGUGAUAUUUUGCCUCCAUGGCCUAUUACCCUCUUUGUCAACAUAAAUU